GUGAAUCUGUGCUCCUCUGCCCGCCGCCGUCGCCGCCGAAGCCGCCGCACGCCGCUCGCCUUCGUGGUGCGAGCUGGAUUCAGAUACAGCUCCCAGCAGCCGCAGCUCCAGUUUGAGAUACGUCGCAUCCUCCGGAUAGCUGCGCCCGCUGCGUUAAGGCAAAGCUCCUUCUCGGUACCCGAUUCCGAUUUCGAUCCCCCUAAUCGCCAGCCGUCGGAUUUCACGGAUUAACGUAGUGCCCACCCGGCGAUCGAACCGAACGACACAAAAAUCCUUAGCCGUCGGCAAGUGCAACACCCAAAGUGAUGAAUAACAAGAUUACAAGAAAUUAUUAAACAAAAUUACAAUAAAUAAAAAAACACACACAAGAGAAACUCACAAAACAACUGAAACAUAUAGUAAAACCCUAUAAUAUAUCCACAAUUAAAACCUAUACUUUAUUUCCGAGUGCAUCGCGCGGAUCUCCACCUCGUGAUCGUGGAUCGUAACAUUAAGAUUUGCUUUAUAGUUUUAGUUAAAAGCAAAAAUUAAUAUUAAAUGACAGUGCACAGUAAUGAAACCGGUAUCUGUUUAGUAAUGAAUGCCGUUUCAACUCACCUUGCCACCUCGUCGCCCAACACGCCUCCAACCAACGCUCCGCAGAGUCCACCGUCGACCCUGCCCACGCUCGCCUGUCCCGCCGCCCAGCCGCUGAGUGCGCCCGGCAUCUCUGGGCCCGGCCACAGUGGCAUGGUGACCUCAACGGUGCCGCCGGGCGCCCGCUCCACCUCACCGUGCGGCCCGGCCGCCGGUCUGCCCGCCCUACCGCUGCCGCUGGUCGGUGGACCGCCGCCGCCAGGAGGACCGCAUUCAGCGGGACCACCGGGAGGAGGAGCGCCUGGAGGAGGAGGACCCGGUUCGGGAAACCGUUGCUGUGAUACGGGUCGCACCAUCUACACGGAUCCGGUCAGUGGCCAGACGAUCUGCUCCUGCCAGUAUGACAUGCUCAGCUACCAGCGAUUAGCCGCCGCCGGAGGAGUGCCCCUCGGUGUCUAUCCGGAGGGCAUGUCCGCCUACCUCUCCGGCAUUGGAGCCGAUCAGCCGCCGUUCUACGCAAAUCCGGCUGGGAUUGAUCUAAAGGAGAACCUGGUGGCCGGAGCCUCCCCCUGGCCAUAUCCCUCGAUGUAUCAUCCCUACGACGCGGCCUUUGCCGGCUAUCCGUUCAACAGCUAUGGCAUGGAUUUGAAUGGAGCCCGGCGGAAGAACGCCACCCGCGAGACCACAUCCACGCUGAAGGCCUGGCUGAAUGAGCACAAGAAGAAUCCGUAUCCGACCAAGGGCGAGAAGAUAAUGCUGGCCAUUAUCACCAAGAUGACACUGACGCAGGUGUCCACGUGGUUCGCCAAUGCGAGAAGAAGACUGAAAAAGGAGAACAAAAUGACCUGGGAGCCCAGGAACCGUGUCGAUGAUGAUGAUGCCAAUAUCGAUGACGAUGAUGACAAGAACACGGAGGAUAAUGAUCUGUUAGAUGCCAAGGACUCUGGCGUGGGCUCCACGGACGACAAAGACCGCAGUGGUCGCCUUGGUGACAUGCUUGCGGACCGUCCUGGUGAGAGCAACAACAGCGAAUGGUCCGAGUCCCGACCGGGUUCUCCUAAUGGCUCCCCCGAUCUGUACGACCGACCUGGUAGCAUGCCACCCGGUGCCCAUCCGCUCUUCCAUCCCGCCGCCCUGCACCAUCACUUCCGGCCACCGGCGGGCUCCCCCCCGGACAUUGCCGCGUACCAUCAUCACCAGCAGCAGCUGCUGCAACAGCACCAGCAGGCGCAGCAGAACUCGCUGCAGACGGCGGUGGGUGGUACGGCCAAGCCAAGGAUCUGGUCGCUGGCCGACAUGGCCUCCAAGGAUAGCAAGGAGUCGAGCUCGGGGGCUAAGGAUAACCUGGCGGCAGAACUGCCACCCACGCAUCCCGGCUUCUAUGGACAUCCCGGACAGCAGCCAUCGCCGGGUAAGAUCCUGUCCCCGCUGGCGGCUCGGAUACCCAACUACUCGCCCUAUGUCCGCCCGGAUCUGUAUCGGGGAUUCUAUGGACCGGCGGCUGCGCACCUGAGUGCUCCCACGCAGGAGUUCUUGGAGCAUCAGCGUAGCUUUGGGGCCAGUCUGGCGGCGCACAACGGACCGCUGGGCAUGAAUCCGCUGCUGUGGAAGGCGGCGGUAUCGGGAGCCGCCAAUGGACCCCACUUUGCACCGCUCAGUCUGACCACCUCGGGCACUGGUGGAGCGAGUGGGGCCCAGCAUCAGGUGGCGCCACCGCCAGUGGCCUCACCCUCCGCCUCCAGUUCGUCCUCAUCCAUGGGCUGCGAUGUGGUGCACAUACCGACGAGCAGCGGGCAGUCGGCGGCACAGCACAUGAUGGGACCAAUAUCCAGCAACUCCACCGCCUCGUCCUCAUCCUCGCACUCCGGCAAGAUAUCGCCCGGCGUCAAUGUCACCUCGCUGAGUGCAAAGCCAUGACAUCCAUCGGCAUCUCCGGAUCCUGAGACGACGGCGCCAUCGGUUGCCUCGCCCAUC
Drosophila serrata is the source of this 2550-nucleotide messenger RNA. RefSeq names its product iroquois-class homeodomain protein mirror (gene mirr). The record is from RefSeq and is a predicted model, not a curated record. Gene Ontology annotation, cellular component: nucleus. Gene Ontology annotation, biological process: cell development; neuron differentiation; regulation of transcription by RNA polymerase II. Gene Ontology annotation, molecular function: RNA polymerase II cis-regulatory region sequence-specific DNA binding; DNA-binding transcription factor activity, RNA polymerase II-specific. NCBI's taxonomy places the organism in Eukaryota, Metazoa, Arthropoda, Insecta, Diptera, Drosophilidae.